Molecule: messenger RNA, 501 nt
Organism: Nicotiana attenuata
Lineage: Eukaryota; Viridiplantae; Streptophyta; Magnoliopsida; Solanales; Solanaceae
Exons: 2
Coding region: 1-501 (166 amino acids)
Source: RefSeq, a predicted model, not a curated record
AUGGUGAGCGAGAAGGUUCUCUUGAAAGUCUCGCCGAUGAAGGGUAACAUGAGGUUCAGUAAGAAGGGCAAGUUGAGUUCGAGGUUCGUCGCUCCAUUUGAGGUGUUGGAGCGAAUUGGAGAGGUUACUUACAGGAUUGCUUUGCCUCCCAGUCUAUCGGGAGUUUAUCCAAUUUUGCACGAGUCUGUGCUCCGGAAGUUCCAUGCCGAUAGGUCACAUGUGCUAGAUUACAGUACAGUUCAGCUAGAUGAGAUCUUGGGUUAUGAGGAGGAGCCAGUUGCUAUUAUUGACAGGCAGGUCUGCCAGUUAAGGUUUAAGAAGAUUUCACCGGUAAAGGUCCGGUGGAGGGGUCAACCAAUCGAGGAGGCAACUUGGGAUACCGGGUCUCGGUGGCUUAGGCGUGUUUCGGACCACCCAGAGUUAAGUCCAAAAUGCAGAAAUUGCUGGUACUGGUUUCCUUCUUCGCGAACGCGGAGGGUGUCACGGGUUCACGAUGAAUGA